Cinara cedri is the source of this 261-nucleotide messenger RNA. The record is from the annotation of a GenBank genome assembly. NCBI's taxonomy places the organism in Eukaryota, Metazoa, Arthropoda, Insecta, Hemiptera, Aphididae.
AUGGAAACAUCAAUCAAUAGAAUACGAAUUGGAUACCCGUCGCUAACCCACCAGUAUCUGAUGAAGAAGGAAGACCCACCCAUAUCUGCUAGCUGUGAUACACUACUCUCAAUCAAUCACAUUGUAUCCGAAUGCCGUUCAUUUAAAAUGGACAGACAGGAAGUUGGGGUAUCAAAUAUUAUGGCAGAAGUGCUUCACCCAGACAACAUAAGUCACAUGAUCAACUUCAUUAUCAAGACCAAUAUAAUCAAUAGUUUAUAA